AUGAAUAUAAUUAAUUAUUUUAAGAAUGGGAAUAAUAAUAAUGGGCAUUCAAGUGGUGUUGGUAGUAGUGGUCAUUCAUAUUAUUCAAAUAAUAAAGGCACAAGUUUUGUACCAUCACCAGUUUUAUAUAUGACACCAAUGGCACCCAUAGAUUAUGGAUGUCCAGAUGAUAUGUUAGAUGAUGGUAGAAGUGAUACUGCCCCAUCUUCACAAAAUACAAGUCCAAUGUAUCAACAUCAUAAUUUUCAUAAUAAUCAUAAUAAUACACAUAAUCAUAACAACAACAAUAAUAAUAAUAAUAAUAAUCAUGAACAACCAAAUUGUGCAUUAGAAUUUUUAGAACAUCAUCUUUCAUUCGAAACCAAAUAUGGUGUAAACGUUUCACAGGGUAAUAGAAAAUAUCAAGAAGAUCGUCAUAAAGUUAAAAUGGGUUUAGAAAAUAAUCAAUAUCUUUCAUUAUUUGGUGUAUUUGAUGGUCAUGGUGGAGAUAGAGCAUCAAAUUUUGUAAAAAAGAAGAUUGUAAAUUGUGUAAAUAAAUAUGUUAAAGAAAAUAAGGCAGGUUAUUCAAGUAAAAAUUUAAAUUCAUCAAGUUCACCAACAGGUUCGACAUCAUCAGCUUCAUCAAGUGGUUCGAGUAGCAGUUCAGCAUCAUCGAGUGGUGGUGGGGGUGGUGGAGGAGGUCCAUUGAAUGGGUCAUCAUCAUCAAUUGGUAUGCCUCAUGCAUCUACCAUUUCACCAACACCAUCAAGUGGAAAUAGUAGUACAAGUAGUGGUGCAAGUAGUAGUGGAGUUUCAUCAGCAAAUUCACCAAUUGGUGUUGGUUUCGAUAGUCCUGGUUGGAUGAAAUUCAAUCAUUUAUAUAAUCAAAAUAACUUUCAACAAGAGAUACAAAAUAGAAGUGAAUUUUUACAGGCAGCACUUUACAAUACAUUUCAAUUCCUCGAUAAUAGGUAUUGUAAAAAGUAUAGACAAAAAGGUGAUGGCGGUACCACUUGUUUAGUCGCCCUAUUAUCAAAUCCACCAAAUGCUCAACCAUUACUUGUCGUUGCAAAUGCUGGUGAUUCAAGAGGUGUACUUUGUAGAAAUGGUAAAGCAUAUGCAUUAAGUUAUGAUCAUAAACCUGGUAAUCCAAAAGAGAAACAAAGAAUAACAAGUAGUGGAGGUAAAAUCGAAUGGGAUUUUAAUGAAAGAAUAUGGAGAGUUUCAGGUAUAUUAUCAGUUUCAAGGGGUAUUGGUGAUAUACCUUUGAAGAAAUGGGUUAUUUGUGAUCCAGAAUUUGUUGUUUUCCCAUUAAAAGGUCCAAUUAGAAAAUCAAAUUCAUCUCGUUACACUUCUCCAUCAUCUUCCUCGUCAUCAUCAUCUUCUUCUUCUUCUUCUUCUUCUUCCUCUUCACCUUCAUCUCCAAAAGCAUUUAGAUCAUCACCUCAAAUCAAUAGAUUCUUUUUUUCACCCUCAUUUAAAAACAAAACAAUAAGUAAUAGUACAGGAUCAUUACCACCUCCAUCGACAAAUAAUUCUCCACAACAACCACCUCCAAUUUUACAUCAAAAUAAUAUUUCUUCACCAGUUUCAAGUAUUUCUGAAGCUCAACCAUUUAAUUCCAUUGAUAAUCAAAAUAAUAAUAAUAAUAAUAAUAAUAAUUCAAAAUUAAUAUCAACAUCACCACCAAAUCAUAAAAUGUAUUAUUGUUCUAACCAUCAAUAUAAUUAUGGAGAAGUUGAUCAAUUUUUUGUUUUGGCAACUGAUGGUAUUUGGGAUGUUUUUGAAAAUCAAGAAUUGGUUGAAUUUAUUAAUGCAAUAAUUGAAGAAUCUUAUCAUUCAAAAAGAUUAGAUUGGGAUCCAAAUGAAAUUUCAAAAAGAGUUGUUCAGGAAGCUUAUAGAAAAGGUAGUGGUGAUAAUGCAACAGUCUUAAUUAUAAAACUAUAUUGGUAA
This is a messenger RNA of Dictyostelium discoideum AX4, 1932 nucleotides long. Its product is annotated as protein phosphatase 2C. Gene Ontology annotation, molecular function: metal ion binding; cation binding; protein serine/threonine phosphatase activity. The coding region runs from base 1 to 1932 and encodes 643 amino acids. NCBI's taxonomy places the organism in Eukaryota, Evosea, Eumycetozoa, Dictyosteliales, Dictyosteliaceae. The record is from RefSeq and is a predicted model, not a curated record. The transcript is spliced from 2 exons.